AUGAAUGAAUUGAAAUGCUUGGCGUUUGAUAGAGAUUUGGAUUUUAUUUGUAUAACUGAAUCACAUUUUUCUGGGGAUUAUACUGAUGCUGAAUUAGAUAUUCCUAAUUAUAAUAUUUACAGGAAUGACUUGAAUCCAAGUGGAGAUCUUUGCAUCUAUGUUCACGUAAGGCACACUGUUCAAGUUCUAGUGAAUAAAUCUAUUCGUGAUUUUAUGAGUAUAACAGUAUUCUUGGAUACUGGAAAAUUGCACUUAGUGUGUUUGUAUCGCUCACCAUCUUCAACUGUAGAACAGGAUGUACUUGUGAGAAAUGAAUUGGCUAAGUUACCUUCUACUGAUACUGAUCGAAUUAUACUUUUGGGUGAUUUUAACCUCCCUGAUGUUUGUUGGGUAACUGGCAGUGUUAAAGGCCCUGAUAAUACAACUGAUAGGAAACUCAUUAACCAGCAGGAGUAUUUUGAUUGUAUUGUUGCUAAUGGAUUUUCGUGGCAUAUUACAAAUGAAAUCACUCGUAGGAGGUUUGUUUGUGGGGAGUUGCAGGAGUCUACUUUAGAUCAAAUAUUAACAUCAGAUCCUGAUAUUAUCGAUGACAUUAUUUUUGGUCCUCCUCUUGGACGUAGUGAUCACUUGACAUUGGAGAUUCGCCUUAAGCUAUAUGACGACGCCAGUUACUUGACCUCUGUAAAGUAUAAUUGGUCGAAAUGUGAUAUUGCUAAAGUUGUAUAUUUGGGGCAACAGACGGACUGGUUCUACUCGGGUGUAUUUGAUAAUUCUGUAGAUACACAAAGUCAGGAAUUAUUGAAUAAGAUCCUGAAUAUUGUUGAUAACUCUGUGCCAACUAUUAAGCUAAAAACUACGAAGGAAGGAAUUUCAAUUAAGAAAGCGCCAUGGGAAUGCUCUAGACUUCAGCAUUCUAGGAAAACAAAGGAUAAAGCUUGGCACUGUUUUGAUACGUCCCCCACACAUUACAAUCUUAUGUCUGCUAUUGAGGCUCAAGGUCAAUAUAAGACUAUAGAACGGGAAAGUAAGGAAAGUUAUGAGAUAAAAUUGGCUAAAGGAAUAAAGUACAAUUCUAAGCAGUUCUAUGCAUACUUACGUAGUAAGAAAAAGUCCAAUUCCACUGUGUCUAAGUUGAAAAAGCCUAAUGGAGAAUUUACAACUAGUGUAAAGGAGUCUGCUGAUUUGCUUGUCAAAUCGUUUGCAACUGUUUUUACAAACGAGACUUCACUCACUUGCGAUUGUAACAUGGAUAUUAUCGCUGUUAAACAAAUUGAUCCACUAAUAAUUAGUGACUAUGAUGUGAAAAAUGAGCUGCUGGCUCUAGAUGUCUCAAAGUGUGCUGGGCCAGAUGGAGUUCAUCCAAAAAUUGUUAGAAUUUUAGCGGGAAAUGAUAAUUUUGUGAGUGCCGUAACAGCUUUAUAUAGAUCUAUUUCAGACGUCAGACAAUUCCCAGAAGCUUGGAAGAGAGCAAUUAUAAUUGCAUUACAUAAAAUGGGGCAUUUAGUGAUGCUGGAAAUUAUCGACCAAUUUCUCUAA
Paramuricea clavata is the source of this 1536-nucleotide messenger RNA. The record is from the annotation of a GenBank genome assembly. NCBI's taxonomy places the organism in Eukaryota, Metazoa, Cnidaria, Anthozoa, Malacalcyonacea, Plexauridae.